AAGGCUGAUCACAAUGUACAAUCGAGCAAUAGUCCAUCACAGGAUACGACUGUUUUAACAUCCAAAAAGCUCCCCAGUAUAAAGUGCAACAUUGUUUAAAAAUUUGCUUUGAGUAUUUAUUGGUUUAGUGUACAAAUUUUGUGUACCAAAUAGUUUUAAAAAUCGCGAUGAAAAUUCUGUGUGUUGUUGUUUGCAUUAUUUUAAUGUUGGUUGAUUCAUUAGCACAAAACAAUCAAUAUUUGCCCCCGGAUAAAGGUUAUGCUUAUGACAAACCAAACCAGCAGUUUCCCUCUUCGCCUCAACCACAGCCUUCUCCUGGACGUCCAGCACCCUCUUAUGGUCCACCUUCUCAGGAUAACCAUCAUCAUGAACCUGGAAUGCCUUUCGAUUUCCACUACAAAGUGAAUGACAUUGAAACUCAAAAUGAUUAUUCUCAUAAAGCAGUGAGUGAUGGAGAUGUGACUCGUGGCGAGUAUCGAGUUCAACUUCCGGAUGGACGUACACAAGUUGUGCGCUAUACUGCUGACUGGAAGAAUGGUUACAAUGCAGAAGUAUCAUACGAAGGCGAAGCAAAAUAUCCAGAAGGACUUGGCCAAGGUGGUGCUAAUGCAGGAGGAUAUAAGUACUAAAAAUUGAAACUCUGUUCGUUCGUCGCUCAUCUGAUAGAUGGACCUAAUUGUCCACACUCGCAUUCGAUAAGACUACGAUUUCUUUGACAAACAUGUACCAUCAAAAUAAGCUCCAGCAAUAACUGCAAUGAAGUCAUAAUUAAAAUAAGAUAAUUAAUAUAUGGGUCAAAUAAAGUUUGCAUUAAGCACUGCAACUAGUUACCAUCGAUAAA
This is a messenger RNA of Anopheles arabiensis, 841 nucleotides long. It is a transcript of the gene Cpr50Cb, whose product is annotated as pro-resilin. Bases 168 to 629 code for a protein of 153 amino acids. The transcript is spliced from 4 exons. Lineage: Eukaryota; Metazoa; Arthropoda; Insecta; Diptera; Culicidae. The record is from RefSeq and is a predicted model, not a curated record. Gene Ontology annotation, cellular component: extracellular matrix.